Haplochromis burtoni (Burton's mouthbrooder) is the source of this 21517-nucleotide messenger RNA. RefSeq names its product nesprin-2. The record is from RefSeq and is a predicted model, not a curated record. NCBI's taxonomy places the organism in Eukaryota, Metazoa, Chordata, Actinopteri, Cichliformes, Cichlidae. Gene Ontology annotation, molecular function: protein binding. The coding region runs from base 349 to 19599 and encodes 6416 amino acids. Gene Ontology annotation, cellular component: membrane. The transcript has 71 exons.
CUUGUGGAGUCUGAGGACACAGAGAAAGAAAGUGGAAGGGAAAAGAUAGCCUUGCAUUUAGAGGUGAUUACUAGAAAAACUGAAACUGUAGAGUCAAUUGAAUUCUCACCAAGUGAAAGAAAACCAGAGAUUCCAAAGGUUUCUCCUGAUCUUGCAAUCAAGGACCAGAUUCCAACUCAAACAGAACAUGACAAUGAUAUUCUGUCAGUCUCAUCUACAGAGCAAGUUACUGCUGUAGUUUUGGAAGACGUAUCUCCCAUACAAACUGGAGGAAAGUCAGAUGAUGUUGAACUUUCCAUUGCUUCUGAUUCAGUCCCACCUAUUGAUAGACAUCCAGAUAGAGAAAAUAUGGAUCAGAACCUUUCCCUGGAAAAACCUGAACUUCCUACAUCAAAGAAGACGUCAGAGAGUCUAUUGGAGUACAACGAAAUGGAGAAAGAAAUUGAAAAGGGAAAAGCACAUUUAAGUUUGCAGACAGUCACUGUAACAACUGACAGUAUUUCUAUAGAAUCAACUAAGUUUUCACCAUGUGAAAGAAAGUCAGACAGUCCAAAAGUUUCUCUUCAGUCUGAUAACAAGGCACCAGAAUGCACAGCACCUCAAUCUGAUGCAAGAGAUUCAGACACAGCGCCACAAAUGCAGCCAUGUCUUUCUUCUAGUUUUACAGAUACAACAAAUAUUGCAGAUUGUAUUAACAAAUUAUGGAGUAACACAGAAGAGGUUCCGAAGAGGUAUUUAGUUCUUGAGCUGCCUGACCGAACAGUCCCACAAUUGUUUGAGACAAACCAAUAUCAGCCAGACACAAGAAUUUCUGAUAAGGAAUCUACUACUUUUGCCAUUGUUUCAAUGGAGCAGCCUCAUGAGACAGAGACAGAUGUAACAGAAACUAUGAGUCAGCAAACAGUCUCAGAUAACUUACAAAUACAACCUGAAGUCAACAUCCAACAUGACGAUGGGCAAAAUAUUUUAGGCAUCAAGGUUCAAAAGUCUCUUGAAGAUGAAGCAUUCAAAGCUGAAGAAAUGAGUAUAAAGACAAGAAUACACACAUCUGAAAAUAUUACUGUCUCAGUGCAAAAUGACCCCCAGAUGCACAUGGAGCACUUGACUGUACAGUGUGAGACCACACCACAAAGCAACGUUGAGACAACUAGUGUAGAACUGCAAGUAAGCAGUGCUGAAGGGAAUGAUAUUAAGGCUGACCAAGGCUCUAGUCAGCCUAUUGCAACUGUUUUCACCUCAGAAAAACAUGUGCCCAUGAGCCCAGAUGACAAGUCUGUUACAGGGGAUAAAAUCCAAGUGGAGACUAAAGUGCUUAGUUUGGACUAUGAAAUACCAACCAGCCAUAAAACCGCAGUUGUGGUUCACCCAGAGGAAGCUACAGUCAGAGUACAGAUGCAACAAAUCAGCAUUGAAAUGCAAGAUAAUGUGGAGAUGUCUGCCUCUUCUCGACCUGCACUUCUGCAGGCAAGUGAACAAGAGAGAGUAUCUGCAGAAAUAAGCUUAUCUGAGCAAGACACUAUAAAAUCAGAAAUGGUGAUUGAGCUAGAGCUCUUGAAAACCACACAGGAUAGCAAAGGGGAGCUGAAGGACUACAACUUAAAAGAGGAGGUCUCUAGAAAAGAUGUACUUGAUUUACCCAAAAGCUUGGAUGAAAAGGAAAUAUUGGGGGACUCUCAAGUGCGAGUUUUACAGCUUGAUAUACCUACGAGUCAUGAAGAACAGGAAAAGACAUUUGUCAUGACAGCAGCAGUACCAAUGGCAGAUACAGCUCAAUCAAGUAUGCAGUGGGAACAAAAAGAGACUGCAAUUCAGGUUAACCCUGAGGAGGCUACACUCAUAGUCAAGAUGCAACGAAUCAGCACAGAAACGCCAAAGGAUGUGGCUCAGAGUGACUCUACUCAAACUGUUCUGCUGCAGCCAGUUGAAACAGAGACAAUAUCUGCAGAAAUAAGCUUAUUUAAGGAAGACACUGUAAAACCACAAACGGCAAUUGAGUUAGAGAUCCUGGGAACCACACAGAAACCAGAGGAGCUGAAGGAUUACGACUUAAAAGAGGUCUCCAAAACAGAUGUACCUGAUGUAUCCCACACUUUGGAUGAAAAACUGGUUACAGGAGAGAAAAACCUUGUUGAGCCUCAAGUGCGAGUUUUACAAAUAGAUAUACCAACCAGUAAUGAAGAACAGAAACAGACGUUUGUCAUGACAGCAGCCGAACCAAAGAUAGAUACAGCUCAAUCAAGUUUGCAGUGUGAAGGAGUUCAUGUACCCUCUGAGGAGGCUGAAGUUAUAGUCAAAGUGCAACCAAUCACCUUGGACGCACAAAAGUAUCUGGAUCAAAGUAAUUCCUCUCAAAAUGCACUCUUGCAAAGUGAAGCAGGGGCAAUGUCUGCAGAAAUAAACAUAUCCAAACAAGAUACUGUAAAACCAGAAAAACUGACUGAGCAGGAGCUCCUGAAAAACACACAGGACAGACCUAUGAUAACUAAGGAAACUGGGGUCCAAAAAGAGCGCUCAGAACUGUCAAUACAUAGAGGGAAUGAUAUACCCAUGAGCCUGGAUGAAAAAGCAGAAAAAGUCCAAGUGGAGCCUGAUGUUGUUUUACCAGCCAGCCAUGAGGAGCAUGAAAGAUCAUUUGUCUCGAAAGCAGAUGUGCCAAGAACAGAUAUAAGUAUCCAGUCUGAACAUUCUCAAGUAAACAAAGAUUUGACUUCAGCUGAUGUUCAACCUGAACAAGAAAUUAGCUUUACAAUAAAGGUGCAGCAAAUGAAGACUAAAAUGCCAGUGGAUCUCGUGGCUCAGUGUUUAUCUACUCAAGCUGCACUUUUUCAGCCAGGUGAAGCAAAGAAAACACAAUCUGCAGAAAUAAGCUUACCUGAACAAGACACUGCAGAACCACAAACAAUGAUUGCACUAGAGACCUUGAAAACUGCUAGAUCAGUGGAGGUGAAGGAUUACAACAUGAAACAGGAUGUCCCCACAAAAGAUGUGCUUGAUUCACUCAAAAACUUGGAUGAAAAAUCAGUUGCAAUAAAGCAAAUUCAAGUGGAGCCUCAAGUGAAAGUUUUACAGCUGGAUAUACCAAUCAGUCAAAAAGAACAGGAAAAGAUAUUUGUGAAGACAUCAGCAGAACCAAAACCAGAUACAGCUCAUUUAAGUAUCCAGCGUGAAAGGGAGCUGGGAAAUAAAGAUGAUGCUUCAGCUGAGGUUACACAGGAGACUGAAUAUAUAAUCAAAGUGCAACAAAUCACCACUGAUAGACAAGGGGAUGUGACUCAGAGCGACUCAGGUCCACCAGCUGAAGUAGAGAUAGCUUCUGCAGAAAUAAACUUAUCAAUGCAAGAAACUGUAAAACUAGAACCAGUGACUGAGCAAGAGCUCUUGAAAACCACAAAGCAUAGAUCUACUGUGACUAAGGGACUUGUGAUCCAAGGUGAGCAGCCCAAACCAAAUGAACUGGAUGACAUACCCAUGAGCCUGGAUGACAAGACGAUUACAAAAGAGAAAGUCCAGGGGGAGCCUGAGGUCCUUGUUUCACCAACCAGCCAGGAGGAGGAUAAAAGAACAUUUGUUGUGGUAACAGAUGUACCCAGAGCAGAUGUAGCUCAUUCAAGUAUCCAGUCUGAAAUCAUUGCAGUAAACAAAGAUUUGACUGCCGUUGAAGUUCAACCUGAGGAAGCUGCUAGACCAGAAGAUGUGGCGCAGAGCGAUUCCACUCAACCUUCUCUGCUGCAGACACGUGAACCAGAGACAGUCUCUGCUGAAAUUUGCUUAUCUGAAAAACAUGCUGUAAAACCAGAACUGGUGACUGAGCAAGAGCUCUUGAAGACCACAGACAGCAGAACAGACAUGUCUCAAAUAAAUAUCGAAUGUGAUUCAGAACUUGAAAAGAAAGAUGUGAGUCCAGCUGAUGCUCACCCUGGGGAGGCAACAGUUGGAAUGGAGGUGCAACAAAUCAGCACUGAAACACAAGAAGAUGUAGCUCUGGUGGACUCAACUCAACCUGCAGUGCUGCCGCCAAGAAAAAUAGCAUCUGCAGAAAUUAGCUUACCUGAGGGAGAAGCUGUACAAUCAGAAACAGUAACUGAGCAAGAACUCAUGAAAACUACACAGUUCUCCACAAAUGUUGUGCUUGAUUCACCAAAAAGUGUGGACAAACUAUCAGUCAUAGCAGAGAAAAUCCAGGCAGAACCUCAAGUGUGUAUUUUACAACUCAAUAUGUCAACCAGCGACAAGGAGCAUGAAAGAACGUUAGUCAUGACAGCAGCAGCAUCAAGAACAGAUACGGGUCAAGCGAUAUUUCACGGUGAAAUAGAAAAAGAACAGAAAGACAAAACAGCUGAGGUUCAUCCUGAGGAGGCAGCAGUUAGAAUGGAGGAGCAACAAAUCAUUACUGAAAGACAAGAGGAUGUUCAGUUUGACUCUGUUCAACCUGGACUGCUGGAAAACGAAGCAGUAAGUUCUACAAAAAUAAUUGUAUCUGAGCCACACAGUGUAAAAUCAGAAAUAGUGUCUAAGCAAGAAAUCUUGAAAACCACAGAAGAUAGACCUAUGGUGACUAAGGACCUUGUGGUCCAAGCAGAGCCCUCUGAAGCUUCAGUCACAGUGAAGGAGAAACAAAUUAGCGCUGAAAGACCAAAAAUUGCAGCUCAGAGUGACUUCACUCUAAUUGCACUGAGGCAAUCAAGUGAAGCAGAGACAACAUCUGCACAAAUACGCUUACCUGAGCAAGACAUUGUAAAACAAGAAACACUGAUUGAGUUAAAGAUCUUGGAAAUCGCACAGGUCAGACCUACAGGGAUUAAGGAACUUGGUGUCAAAGAAGGCACCUCUAAAUUGUUAAUGCAUGGCAUGGAUGAUGUACCCACGAGCCUAAGUGACAAGUCUGUUACAGUAGAGGAAGUAGUGGAAACCCAGAUUGAUUCUGAGGUGCUUGUUUUACAAGUAGAAGUACCAACCAGUCGUCAUGAGCAUAAACAGACAUCUUUCAUGAUAGGAAAAAGUGACUCCGCUCAGCCUGCUCUGCUGGAGCCAGAGGUCAGUGGAGAGCUUUUGAAAACCACAGAAGAUAGACCUAUUGUGACUAAGGACCUUGUGGUCCAAGCAGAGCCCUCUGAAGCUUCAGUCACAGUGAAGGAGAAACAAAUUAGCACUGAAAGACCAAAAAUUGCAGCUCAGAGUGACUCCACUCAAACUACACUGGAGCAAUCAAGUGAAGCAGAGACAACAUCUGCACAAAUACGCUUACCUGAGCAAGACAUUGUAAAACAAGAAACACUGAUUGAGCUAAAGAUCUUGGAAAUCGCACACCCUAAAGUAUUAACACAUGGAGUGGAAGACGUACCCACAAGCCUGGAUGUCAAAUUUGUUAAAAUGAAGAAAAUUCAGAUGGACCCUGAGGUGCUUGUAAUACCAGAAGUUCGAGAAGAGCAUGUGUCAAGAACAGAUACAUCUCGAUCAAGUAUCCAGUGUGAAAGUUCAAAAGAACACAGAGAUACGAGUGCAGCUGAGGUUCUUCCUGAAGAGGCUGGAGUUAAAACCAGAGUAGUAGAAGUCCAACAAUUUAGGACUGAAAUGAAGGAAGGUAUAGCUCAGACUGACGCAGCUCAAUCUGUACUGAUACAUGCAGGUGAAACAGAGUCAACAUGUGUAGAAAUAAGUUUAUCUGAACGAGACACUGUAAAACCAGAAACUCUUAAUAAGUUGAAGUUCUUGAAUGCCACAGAGGAGAGACCAAAGGACGUCAAUCUGCGAGAGGAGUUUGUAACUAAAGAUGUACUUGAUGCACCUAAAGGCCAGCAUGAAGUGUCUGUUACAGUGGAAAAACUCAGCAUGGGGUCUAGCGUACCCACUCUACAGCCAAAUAUACCGGCCACCAUAACCACAUCUGUUGUGAUAGCAACAAGUGCAAGGACUGACAGUGAUCAAACAACUACGAAGUCUGAAAAAAUAACACAAACCCAAGAGCUUAGGUCUCUUGAAGCAGAGAAAGAAAAGCCUGCAUCUGAGAUGAAUAAAGCAGAUGCUCCAAAAAGCUUUACCAAACUCCUGUCAGAACCAGUUGUGUAUCCUAAAGUCCAAACAGAUGCAACAAAUAGGAAAGAAGAAGAAGAGAAGCAGAAGAAGAAAAUUCAAGAAAAGGAAAAAGAAAGAAGCACCAGUGUAGAACUGCCAUUCAGCAUAAGCACAACAACCACCAUCACUACCAUGGAGGCCACUGGAACAAGGCUUAAGAAACUGCCACAGGAACAAGUAUUCAGUACUGACACAUCACUGCAGGUGGUUCAGAUAUCAUCAGGUGAUACUGUACUGGGUGAAGAACCCCAUUUGAAAGGACUGACCCCUCAAGAAAACAAAAUAGACGCAAAUGACAUGGAAACUGAGAAAACAGAACUGGAGUCACCAGGAGAACCAUCCAUUUUGACAGUGAUACAGCUACUCAAAGACAUGGGACCCAGCAGUCAACUCAUUGAGGGUAAACCACUUGAGGAUGCUCCAGAGGUUCUGAUUUCAUCUACCAGUAGCAUGGACAGUCAUCUAAGUAGGGUUAUAUCUAAACUCCUGAACUGCAAGAACCGCUCAGCUGAGCUGAGCCCAACAGCCAUGGCCCAGCAGGUGGAGGAGGCUCAGGAGUGCAGAGAGGCUGCCCUGGCUCAGGUAGCAUUGCUCUCUCAGUUGAGAGGGGCUGUUGCUGAGAAUAGGGACACUCUGGAGCAUCUGGAGGACCAGUGGAGCAGUGCUGCCCAGGAUGCAGCUAAUAUUAUUCAGAGUAAGGAGGCUCAGCUGCAGAUGGUGACUGAUUAUUGCCAGCACAUCCAAACAGCUAAGAAUGCGGUGGACAAAGCAACCGCAGAACUGGACGCUCUUCAAACAUCCCCUCAGGAGAGCAGCUCCAAGGAGGCAGAGCGACUAGGCUCCUUACAAAGAAGUAUGGAGGAGAACAGAACAGCACUUGGGGAGCUGCUUGUGACUCAUAGCAAAUUGUGCCCCCACCUUACCCGGUAUGAGCGAGCAAUUGCAGAGACUGAGCAGAAGAACCUACAAGAGAGGUGGAGAGUUCUGGAAAGAACUGUGGAGAGUAUGCUUCAUCACACACAUGUCCGUUCUCACAAGACCAGCAACCUCCUGUCAGAGUUAUCAGAUUUGCAGGAACACUUGGAAAUGAUCAUUAAAGACCUUGAAGCCAAGUUUCCAUCAGUUACUCAGUGGAACUGCAAGAAGGCUCGACAACUGAUGGAGGCAAACGCUGAGGUUAAAGCAGCCCAGCAGAAGUACCUCCAUUUACAACAGCUGUCAGAGCUGUUGCUAUUUAGCCCACAGUGGGAGAUGGAAACAAAGGAGAUCCAUCAGGGACUCCAGAGCGUUAAGGACAAAAUUUCUCAUACAGAGGAACUUUUGGCUGCCCAAACCCUGAACAGCAACAGCCCUAUCAUGGAGAAAAUUGUCAUAGUGAUGAGGGAAGGCCUGGCCUGGGCCAGGCAGACAGAGAGUGAUAUUGAGGGCAGGAAAAAGAGAGUAGCUCUUCUCCCUGAGGAAGUUCACCGGCAGCUCAGGGAUCUGAAGAAGCUGCAAUCUGAGGUGAUGGCCAAACAAGGUCAGCUGGAGUCACUGGCGGAGGAAAUGACUGAGCUCCUUCCACAGCUGGACCAGGUUGAAGAGGUGCCUAUGGUGCAGAGUCUUCUGAAAUGUCUUGAAGAACUCUCAAAGUCCACCAAUGAGAAGCUGUCCAAAGCUGUGAAAGAGGUGGAAUCAGGACUACAGACCAGAGAAAAGCUAUCUGAACAGAUUGCUGAUCUAGACUCCUGGGUUGUGGCUCAUCUGCAAAGAGAAGCAUCCCGGGGUCCAGACAGUGAGCUCAGGAGCCCUGCUGAACUUGAUCGCAGAACCCGCCAAAUCCAAGAAACCCUGGAUGAGGCUGAGAAGCAGGAAGCAGUCUGUGAGGCUCUUUUUAUUAAGAGCAAAGAUAUCACUUCUGAAUUCAGUGUCACAGAGAACUGUCAGCUUUUUGACAAGCUUACCAACCUCCAGGAGAAAAUCAGAACCAUUAGCAGCCAAGAGAAAAAUAACAAGAAGGAGCUGAAUGAACUCACCCAGACUUUAGAUUCAAGCAAGAAAAAACUUGUCACUGUUGAAAACAGUCUAAGGCAGAUGUUGGUGGAUCUAAGCAGACACAGGUUCCCCAUUACAAGAGAGUCCCUGCAAGCUUUAGAGCCUUUCAAGCACAUGAUUUUGGAACACAAGUCGCAAGUUGACCUCCUGCAACCCUGGAUUCCCAAUGAGAAGACAAAAGAACUGAACUCUGUCAUCUCUGAGCUGCACAGCAAAAUGUGUGCCCUAGAAAUGAAAGCCAGGGACCAAGAGAGGUACCUAAACAUGAGGCAAUGCGUUGAGGAUCUCAGGGAAAGCAUUCAGGAACAGGUGCACCAGACAAAAGAAGAUGGCAAUGACACAGACGAGAAGUACAGAAUCUGUCAGAACCUUCUUAUCCAGUUUCAUCUGAUGAAGGGAUUGUGUGAAGAGGCUCGCUCAAAACUACACACAAUCUCUGCUGACCUCUACCCUUCACAGCUGACUGCAGAGCAACAAAGGCUUAAACAAAAUGAGGAGAGUCUUAGCACCUUGGAGAUGACACUCUAUAACAACCUCAGCAUCAUUGAGUGGAACCUGCUGAUGGACCUGGACCUGGAAUCAGAGAGGAAAGCCACUAAGGCCUUCCUCUUAAAGACCCAGAAAGAGUUUGAGAAACUUCCCAUGUUGGAGCCAAAUGACACAGCAAUUGACAGAGAAUAUGAGAGAGUGGUGUCUCUGACAAAGACUGUGGAGUCAAGAAUGAGAGCACUGGGGGUGCUGGAGCAAAAGAAGGGAAAGAAAAAAAGAAGUGGAUCUCAAGACUUGAUGGACUUGAAGAAUGCAGUCCUCGGUCAAUGUGAAUCCCACAUGGAGAACAUCACUCAGGCCAGGGAGUCACUGAGAAGCUACACCUGUUCUGUUAAACAGGCUGUACAGUUCCUGAGGGAUAUUGAGGUGUCUAUGCUGCCACCUCAGGGCUCUGCUGGGGUCUGCGGUGACAGAGUCGAGGAGACCCAGCAGGCUUUGGCCUCACUCCAGCAGCAAUUUCAAAUUCAUGUGGAACAGCUCCAAGACCAGACUGCUCUGCAUCCAUACCUGUCCCCACUGAAGGUGGAGCAGCUCCAAGAGAGUAUUCUGAGCCAACUCCUGGUGAUGAUGUCCACUCUGCAGGCAAAGGGCCAUGUGAAGUUGGAGUGUCUCAGCAGGUGUGCAGAGCAGCACAGAAAUUACAUCAAGUGCAAAGAAGAAAUCAUGCAGAGCGUGAAGAGUACAGCGAACAGGCUCUUACAGCUCAUCACUCAGAAGGUCACCUGUCUCACUGACUGCACUGACCAGGAGGCAAAUCUUAGAGCACUUGCAGAGGAGAUGGAGGCCCUCCUGAGACGUCUGGAAGAGCUGCAGGAGUGGUGUUCAGAGCAGAGCUGUCGCGGAAGCAGGGAGACCCCCAUGACUUGUAUCUGGAGAUGGGUAUUAAGACUACGUCACUGCACACAGGAGCUGACAACUCGUAGCAAACAGAGAAUCAGAGAAUGGAGUGAUAUCUCAGACAGCGUGGAGAAGGCCUCUGUGUUACUGCAGGGAGUGGAGGCAGAGCUUCCUGACAGCUCCAAGGUGAAGGCAUCUACCGAGGAGCUUCAGGACGUGCUGCAGUCCUGGGAACAGUACCAGGACAGGCUGGACUGUGAACACAGAGCGCUGUCUGCACUGGAACUGCGCACUGCCAGGCUGCUGGGUGUCCCUGCCCACCUGGAGCAGGCUCCUCCUAUUCAACUCUGUCAGCAGCUGCAAGCAAUGCAGGGCCGAUAUGACAAUGUGAAGCAGAGAAGCAGGGAGGGUUUGCAGGCAGCUAGGCAGGAGCUGGAGGACAGAGAAAAGGUGCGAGAGGAGCUGCAGGGUAUCCGGGUUUGGCUGAAGGCUGCUGCAUCUCUUCUGACAGAGAUGGAGCAGAGCAGCAGCACACAGGAGCUACAGGCGCUCUACAGCCAGCUGUGUACCCAGAAGUCUUUGCUGCACCGUAUCAUGGAGAACCUGAAGAUGAAAUACUCAGAUAUGUACACUUUGGUCCCGGUUGAGAUUGACAGCCAAAUACAGGACAUCACUAAGUCUCUGCAGCAAGUAGAAGAAAAGGUGGGAGAGGCGAUAGAGAGGAGCGGUCCUGUUCACAGGUUAGGCGCGAGGAUGUCUGAUAUCGAGGCUGGCCUGAGAUCUGUUCAGAAGAGACUGGAACAGAGGAGUCCCACUGUGACUCAAGCAAAGAUCACUCAGAAGCGUGCCUGGGACGAGCUGGAUGCGUGGCACUCGCGUCUGGCAGCGCUGGAAGUGGACAUGCAAGACUUAGAGAAGCCUGAGGAGGUGCUGAUCCUCACAGAAAGACUAGUGGAGGUUCAGCAGCUUCACUCCCAGCUGGCCAAACAGGCAGAGCAGAGGACCACCCUGAUCAGCAAGAUUCAAACGUGGCUUCAGGAACAUCAAGAGAUGGUCAAAAGCUCCAAGAGCUGGAUGUCCGAGGCUCAGUCGUGGCUUGCCGCUCCCUGCACCUACACCACAGCUAAAUGUUUGAGCAGUCACGUUCAUGCCCUGCAGCUGGUCCUGGAUGAUUCAGUCCAGAUCAGAAACACACUGCAGGGCUUCAGCUCGGUCCUGAAGGAAAUGUCGCAGGUUUGUGAUGUCACAGCUCUCCAGGAACAGCUGGUUGAAGCAGAUCGCCAAGUGGCCGACGUUCAGGACAGCUUCACAGCUCCUCUGUCUCAGCUGGAGCAUGCUGCCGCUGAGGUGGAGGCGAUUGAGAGUGAAGUCAAGCGGAUGGAGAAUGAUGUCGCAGAGAUCAAGAACUUGCUAUCUUCUCCAGAGAGUUUUCCCAGCCCCAGAGAGGACAGUUUAAAGGCGGUUGAGCAGAGGAUCCAGUCGAUGAGGAGAACAGUAGCUGAGAUCCAGAAAUGUAAGCCAGGCCUUUGUCUUCCUGAGAAGGCUGAAGAAACUCUGACUGUCUUUACUGUGGUGGACCAGCUCCAGACUCUGCUGCUGGAACUGGAGAAGAAGGUUCCUGCGUUAUUUAUCCAGCAGCCUCCAACUCCCACACAAGCCAAAGCUCAGGCGGCCCAACAGACGACCACUGAACUCAAAACAUCUGCAUCUGAAAAAGCUACAUCUGAGGAGGCUGAGGAAGAGCAGGGUCAGAUCAGAAUUGCUCGUGUUGAGGAGGAUGUACUGCGGAGGUCUGGAGCUACACUGCUCACUGUGGAGCAGUCGUCACCUGAACAAAGGCAGGCCCCAACACCUGAUAUUACCCAGCAGCGGAAGCAUCAAGGCGUGCUCCAGGCUGAAGAAGCCACAGAAAAAAAAAGCAGUGAGGAACAGAGAGUGGAAGAAGGUGGAGGAGGUUUUUAUUGGUGGCUCUGGGAUGUUUUCCUGGGCUCUUCACCAGAGGAACCUGUGGUUGUUGCCUCAGAAGAGACUGAAGCUGCCACUGGACAAAGCACUGAACAGCCUACAGAAGACACAAAGGAUGUUGAGGGCACCACUGACACCACAGAAACAAGUUCAUCUGAAGCUUUAUCAAAACCCCUGGGCGCAGUCACAACUCAGUCACUGCCUGAGAGUAUGGAAUCAGACCAGCAGGUUGGAUCCCAGUCUGGACCUCGCCUCUUUGAAGGUGUCCUCCAUGUGUGCCUGGAGAGGCUCAGCCAGCUGGAGCUGUGGCUGCAGAAAUCCCAGAGGAGUCUUCAAGCUGCCGGUGUUGCCGGUGUAGCAACUAUGCAAGACAGCGUGGAACAACAACUGCUUACCUGUCAGGAGAUGUUUCUGGAGAUUGAGCAGAAGGUAGCCAGUUUGUCAGCUCUCAGUCAAACCGCUGACCAGCAGCACCAGCAGAGUGAACUGGGAGCUGCCGGGUCCCAGCAGGAGGCAGCUGAGCUUCUUACCACCAGGCUGGAACUCCUGAAGAACAACCUGGUGUCCUUUCAACAGAUGCUACAGAACAGACAAGAAGAGGAGAGGAUGAGCAGCAACAAAGGGCCCCAGGAGCAGCAUUUAGUUUCUCAGGCAGAUUGCCAGCUUGAGUCUAAAGAGAGGCGCAGCAACAGUGUUCAAGAGAUCUUCUCAUCACCUAAAAACAAACUUCUCAGACAGAGCAGCCUGCAGCAGCAGAAGGAGCUGGAGCACGAGCUCAGUGAACAAAGAGGACUAACUCAGGCCAUCGCCAGGCAUGGCAGCAGAGCGCUGCUUUACCGCCAGGAGUCCGAGGACCACAGCCAGCUCUCACUAAGGUCGCCUCCUGCUGCGGCUGAUGAGGAGGAGGAUUCGGCUCAGAAGAAGUGGGAUCACCUUCACAGUCAGCUGCUGGCUUUGGAGGAGAGCUGGCUGCUUCCUCCCUCCGAGGUGACAGACUCAUCUGUGAAGCGUAGCAAUGGAACAGCAGGAUGCAUGAUUGCCAGAAAAAACCUGAAAGAGCUCCAGACCUGCAUCAGCCAUCUGAGAGAGCUGGGGCACACAUCUGCAGAGCUUCUGAAUCAGGCCUGCCCUGCUGAGGGAACCCAUCAGACCGUUGAUGAAGGUUUGUUUCAUGUAUUGCAUGGAGCAUCCCUGUGCCUGGACUCAAUGAAAAGCAUGCUGUGCUCACCUGUUCUGGUGACACAUGAAGAAGAACCCCAGCUCAGGCUGCUUCACCUACAGAGUCUCUCAGCAGAGCUUGCCACCCUUGGCAGUGAGCUUGUUUCUCAGGGGUCAAAGGUCAGCAAUGUCCCGGGGUUAAAGUGUGGUCAGCAGUGCAUUGAUGAUCUGUGCAGACUACUUCCUGUGGUCCAGAUCGCGCUGGCCAGCAGAGAGAAGCAGCUCAGGAUCCUGCAGGAGGACAGUGCAGAGAAACAGGCUGCUGCUCACAUCCAAGAGUCUCUGCAGCAGCAGGUCGAGGCUGACCAACACAAUCUGCCUGCCUCUCUCAUCCACCAGGCCACACAGCUGCAGGGUGAGUUGGAGACAGUAGUGGGUGGUGUCCGUUCCCACUGUGAGGAGUUGAAGAGCGGCGUGGAAUUGCAGAAGCAAUAUGAGCAGCUGGUCCGCAGCUUUGAGGAGCUGCUCAGUCUGGGCUCUGACAGUUUCACUCAGCAGCCUGACACAGAGCUCCGGAGCAGGGCCCAGCUCCAGAAGAAGCUAAGCAGUCAUAUGAGGUUUUUCCAGUUCCUGGGUGAUCACUUUGAAAUCCUGCGGUACCUGACCAAUAGAGUUUCAGAUAUGCCCCUAGAAAAUAGGGAGGUUACAAUAAAGGGUCUGCAGGACCAGGUGGCUCGACUGCAGCAGGAUGGACUGGAGAAAGGGACCAAGAUGCAGGAAACAUUAGAGAUGUGGUCACAAUGGGAGAAGGACAGUGCAUGGUCCGACUCCUUGAUGAGAAGUAUUGAGACAUCAUUUCCCAAAAUCCCUGAGGGAUCUGAGCAGGAAUCAGAGAAGCCUCUCAGCUACAAGGAGCUGCAUCGCAUUUUGGAGGAGAAUGAAGCGCGGGUCAGUCAGAUGCUGGAGGGAGGCCGGCGACUGCAGAGAGCGGGUUUUAGUGGAGUGGGUGUGUCUGUCUGUAAACUGGAGGCUCGCUGGACAUCUUUGCACAAGAGGCUGGAGCAUGAACGCACCAACUUUGACAAAGGAAGGAAACUGAAGAGCAGGUUUCGUCACAGCUCUGCCGCGCUGUCUCAGUGGAUGAAUGAGGCUAGACAACGGAUCGAUAGAUGGAGUGAGCUCACUGUCUCAUCCAAUGAGGAGAUGGAUGUUGAACAGAGGCGUGAGCUCUACCUCCAGUCUGUGGCUUUGACCAAAGAGUUGGAGGCCAAAUCUGAAGUAAAGGUGGCAGUGACCGGUUCUUCGUCCCAGCUGCUGCAGCUGAGGGAAGCACACUCAGAAAGAGAUCCUGAGGAUAAAGGGACUCCUCUGCCCAAGACUUCUGACAUAGAUAUGUGCUCCAUCAACACUCAGCUCAGACAGAUAGAGUUGGACUGGUCCAGUCUUCUCGUUGAUGUGCCUGUUAUUCAACAAACUCUGCACAAGCGAUGGUUAGAGAUGCAGACACAGCAGGGGGCGCUGCUGGAGUUGCAGGCCUGGCUCGGAGCAGCUGAGUGUCAGUUGGAGGAGUACUGCAACAAAAUCAACAAAAACUCCUGCACCAACAAUGAUCUCGCCCAGUUCCUGAAAUACUUCAAGGAGUCUCAGACAGAGAUGUGUGCACAUCAGAUUACAGUGGACUACGUGAACCAGCCAUUACAGUCAAAUAGUACUGAGAAGGACCACAGGUUGCGCUACGAACAAAACCAGUAUGCAGAUGAACAGGGUCGCCUCAACCAUCAGUGGCUCAGCUUGCAGGAAAAAAUCAACUCUAAGAUUCAGGAGGUUGAACAGGAGUUGAGGAACAGAGUAGAGUGUGAUGCCCGACUGCAGCGGAUCAACAGCUGGAUCGCGGUUCAAAACCUCUGGAUGGACUCGGCUCAGACACCCAGCAGCCAGACGGAGCUACAGAGGAGCAUCAGCGUCUGCCAGGAUCUUGAGGAGAAGAUUAUGCAGAAGUCUGCAGCUCUUCAGGAGCUGAUAGACAAAGUUUGUGGCAGACAAGAAAACAGGAGCUGCAAUUUAAUCUGUCAAAUCGAUAAAUCCAUCGAGACCUGCGCAGCUCUCACACAGAGGAACGACUCAGUAAAACAGAGGCUAACUCAGGCUCAGCUGUUAUGGAGCAACAUGGAGGAGAAGCUGAGUCACAUGGUGCUGAAAACAGUGAGAGCAUCUCAGACUCUGAAGUAUUACAGCGGCCCCCGGCUCUCCCUGCAGGCACUCACAGAUCUCCAUGAAAAGCUGCAGCUUCUUCAACAGGAGACAGAAGCCUCAGAGGUAGAGUGGGACAAACUUGGUCAGAACAUCCUCUCUCUCAGAGAUACCAUCAGUCCUGCUGCUGCUGCCAUCAUCAGCAAAUGUCUGGACAGGCAGAGAGACAGUUGGACUAUAGUGACUGGAGCUCUGGGCCAGCAGCUCCAGAGAUGUCAGAAGGUCCUGACUGUGUGGCAGGUUUAUGAUAAGUGUGCUGGGUCUCUGGCAGAGCGACUGCAGGCACUACAGAGUGAUGCCACAUCUGUGCUGAGCAGCACACCUGGACAGGACAACACAGUGAAGCUGUUCACUGUCAAGAUAGAAAAUGUUCAGAGUUUCUUGCAGAGGACAGACACCUUGCAGUCUGACCUGGAGGUGGUGCUGAAAGCCUCCAAGGACUUGAUUAGCCACCUGGAACCUUCAGCCGCCAGUCUGGUCCAAUCAGAGUGCCGCUUGUUGCCACGUGGUGUCCUGCAGCUCAGACAGCAGCUGUCUAAGAACCUGGGUCACCUGCAGGAGGAGCUUAAGCAGGUGCAGGAGUUUGAAAAUGAGAUGGAGUCACUGGAGAGGAAUCUGGAGGUCUGGCAGCAGCGCCUGGAGGAUCCAGCUCUGAAGGUAGACCAGUCUGGCCUCAUGGAGCUGAGCGGCCUGUCUGCUGACCUCGAUGUGCUCAACGAGCGGAGCUGCAGUCUGACGCUAGAGGACGCUGCGGCACACCGCCUGCAAUUCCUCAACCGCCGCUGGGCCGAUGCCUCCGCCAGAGCUGAAGAGGCCUGCAGUGAGCUGCAGACGGAAGUGCUGAGGCAGCAGAGAUUUGAGCAGAAGUGUGAAAGCUGGAUGUCGUUCCUGCAGAGGAUGGAGGACAGCCUGGCUGUAGACGUAGCGGGAUCGUACGACGGCCUCAGACAGCAGCUCUGUACUCACAAGCACUUUCAGGCUGAGCUCUCCAUUGGUCACCAGAUCCUUCACUCAGUCAUCACUGAUGCUCUUCAUCUGCUGCAGAAAGGAGAGGUGGAGGGCAGGAGCGACUUCAUCCUAAAGCUGGCCCAGCUCAGAGAGCAGUGGCAGGGAGCAGUACAGCGGGCUGACCAGCGACGUUCUUUGGUGGAGGGGUUGGUGAAGCACUGGCACCUGUACAGCCGCAGCCUGAGAAAGCUCCAGAGGUUCCUUGCGGACACGCAGACCCUGCUCCCCUCAGCUGGACUAACCUGCUGUAGCCUGCAGCAGCUCCGACGCUCCCUCCACGACCUGCAGCACAAAGAGCUGUUGUUCCAGAGGUAUCAGAGCAGUUUCAUCAACACUCUGGAGGUUGGCCGUCAGCUGUUCUCCAUGGGGGACGAGGAGACCCAGACUCAGCUUCAGACAGAUCUGGGGACACUGCAGGAGGAGUGGGACAAUCUCCACAGUUUGCUGUUCAAAAGACUGGAGCUCACCGAGGCUAUAAUCAAGAACUGGGAGCGCUGCGAGACUGGGCUAACAGAUAGCAUGCUGCAGCUUAAAGACAUGAAGACCCGGCUGAACCAGACCAUGCCAGAGUGUGAUGACGACCUGGAGAGUGCAAAGCUCUACAAGAAGAACAAGAUCUCCCUGGAGGACUGGGCUGAGAGCCUGACGGAGCUGAGCAGCAUGAAGACGGAUCUGUCCCAGUACAUCAUUGCAGACGAUGUCCUGCUGCUGCAGGAGCAGGUGGAGCACCUGCACUGCCAGUGGGAGGAACUCUGCUUCAAGGUGUCCCUGCGUAAACAGGAGAUCGCAGACCGCCUGAACGCCUGGAUCAUCUUCAAUGAGAAGAACAAGGAGCUGUGUGAGUGGCUGACACAAAUGGAGAACAAGGUGGCGCACAACUCUGAUCUCAACAUCGAGGAAAUGGUCGAGAAACUCAAGAAGGACUGUAUGGAGGAGAUCAACCUGUUCAGUGAGAAUAAAACCCACCUAAAGCAGCUUGGAGAGCAGCUCAUCACAGCCAGCAACAAGACAAAGGAAACAGAGAUCAAUGACAAGCUGAAGGACGUCAACGACCGCUGGCAACAUCUGUUUGAUCACAUAGAGGCCAGGGUGAGGAAGCUGAAAGAGACGCUGGUGACGGUGCAGCAGCUUGAUAAGAACAUGAGCAACCUGCGGACGUGGCUGUCCCGUAUUGAGACAGAGCUAGCCAAGCCGGUGGUCUACAGCACCUGCCACAGUGAUGAGAUUCAGAGGAAACUAGCUGAACAGCAGGAUCUGCAACGGGACAUCGAGCAGCACACAGAGAGCGUGGCCUCGGUGCUGACGCUGUGCGACGUCCUGCUCCACGAUGCCGAUGCCUGCGGCAGUGACUCGGAGAACGACUCGAUCCAGCAGACCACCCUCAGCCUGGACCGCCGCUGGAGAAACAUCUGUGCCAUGUCCAUGGAGAGGAGGAUGAGAAUUGAGGAAACGUGGCGUCUCUGGUGUAAGUUCCUCGAUGACUACUCUCGCUUUGAACACUGGCUGAAGACGGCAGAACUGACAGCAGCCAGCCCCGACUCCGCCGACGUCCUCUACACCAGCGCCAAGGAGGAACUCAAGAAGUUUGAGGCGUUCCAGCGGCAGGUUCAUGAGCGCCUGACUCAGCUGGAGCUGGUCAACAAACAGUACCGCCGUCUGGCCCGAGAGAACCGCACUGACGCCGCCAGCAAACUUAAGGUCAUGGUCCACGAGGGGAACCAGCGGUGGGACAGCCUGCAGAGGAGGGUCGCUGCCGUGCUCCGCAGACUGAAGUAUUUUACGUCUCAAAGAGAAGACUUUGAGGGAACUCGUGAGGGGAUCCUUGUUUGGCUGACUGAAAUGGACCUUCAGCUCACCAAUGUAGAGCACUUCUCAGAGAGCGAUAUCGAAGAGAAAAUGAGAGAGCUAAACGGUUUUCAGCAGGAGAUUACCCUGAACACCAACAAAAUCGAUGCCCUGAUCGUAUUUGGGGAGAACCUGAUCCAGAAGAGUGCUCCUCUGGACGCUGUGCUUAUUGAGGAUGAGCUGGAGGAGCUCCACUCCUACUGCCAGGAGGUGUUUGGCAGAGUGGCUCGCUUCCAUCACCGCCUAGUCAAUAGACGUCCGGUUCUGGAGGAGGAGGAGAGGGAGAUGUCAGACCGAGACACAGACCGAGACGAUUCACCCGAUUUGACCCCGUCCUGGAUGGCGGAGAGGAGAAGGAAGGAGGUGGAUAUAGCAGUGGGAGGAGUUUCAGGUGGACCACAGGUGAUGUGCCACCUCCUGGUACCCCCUAUAGAGCGAUCAGGAAGAGAGACCCCCCUCAGUGUGGAUUCCAUCCCCCUAGAGUGGGAUCACACAGUCGACGUGGGGGGGUCAUCAUCCCAUGAGGACGACGAGGAUGCCACCUUCUUCAGCGCUCUGUCAGACAUGAAGGUCACAGAGAAUUCAGAGUCGUUUUUUAAAGUGACUGCCAGUGCAGUGAAAGCAGCCUCGGUGACGUCAGUGACUGACAUGCCGAGCUGGCAUCUGCCUGGCUCCCCGGAGAGGAAACAGCUUCCUCGAGAUAUCAUCCAAGCCCUGAGCUCUUUCCCUACACAUACAACCGGCACUCCCUUCAAUCAGCAGGGCUAUGCGAAGCUAAUGUCAGAGUGCAGUGGCAGCAUCGACAGCGUGAAGAGGGUCAAACUCAUGCUGAACGAUGAGGAGGAGCUGGAGGAUGCAGGCCUGACCAGCAGCACGGCCAGCAAGCAUACCAGCACGGGUGUUAUCGAGCGCUGGGAGCUGCUACAAGCACAUAAAAACGCAGCGGACAUCAAGCAGAACCUGGAACAGUGGCAGAAGCUUAACUCUGACCUGUCUGAUGUCACUUCCUGGCUUGGCAGGGUCCUGCCAGAGCUGGAGAGGCUGAAGAGAAUAGCACCGUCCACCAGCAUCCGAGACAUCGAGGUCAACAUCAGGAAAUUCAAGGAGAUGCAGAAGAUUUUCAACAGCUACAAGUGUCUGAUGAUCUCCAUCAACCUGAGCAGCCGUCACUUCCUGCGCGACGACAGCACCGAGCUGCACGAGCAGCAGGAGGCCCUGGACUCAGCCAAUCACAGCUGGACUCAGGCCUGCAGCGGCCUGGAGAGCUGGGAGAGGAGCCUGCACUCUGCUGUCAUGCAGUGUCAGGAAUUUCACGAGACGCUACACUCGCUGCUGCUGUGGCUCGCUCAGGCUGAGGACAAACUCCGCACAGUGAACGUCAACGACCGCUCGCACUCUGCACUCCUGCAGCACAGAGACACGCUCACAGCUCUGCAGGAGGAGCUGCGUGGCCGGCAACGGCGGGUUUCAUCACUGCAGGCAAUCUCCUCCCAACUUCUCCUGGAGGCCACUGGAGAGGACAGUGUAGAGGCCAAAGAGAAGGUCCACGUCAUCAGCAACAAGCUGCAUCUCCUGCUACGGCAGGUGGCUGCAGACCUGCGUACACUGCAGGGAACACUGGAGGAGGCUGGUCUGCAGGCAGCUCCGGUCAGACAAUCAGCAACCAAAAGGGAGGAGAGACAGGACUCUUCCCCACAGCGACCCCUCUUCUACCGGGUUCUGCGAGCUGCUUUCCCCUUGCACCUGCUCUUCUUCAUGCUCCUGGUUCUGGCCUGCCUGGUGCCUCUCUCUGAAGAGAACUACAGCUGUACACUGACCAACAACUUUGCCCGAUCUUUCUACCCCAUGCUGCACUACACCAACGGCCCCCCACCCACAUGAUCACUGCCACACUUUGUGUCCAUGUUCUCCUUAUAAAGGGAUAGUAGAAAAAAAACAAAAAACAGCCAUAUAUUGCAGGUAAAAAUCCCAAAUAGACACCGUUAACAAUGUGACGGGUCAUGUACCUGCUCCCUCCCAUACAAAAAUGAAGCACAGUUCUUCAUGUCUGAAGGAAUCAUGUGUUCUUCACUCUAAACUUUAUUGCUGUACUAAAUUAUUUAUUUAUUUAUGCUCCUUAACAAGAAGCCAUAUUACUGCUGUGUUUAAGUUGUGAUUUUUAGAUUGUAGAUUUGCCAGCUGAUUUCCCCGCUGAAACAAUUUCACACUUUUCAGAUUCAGACGGUGCAAAAGGAAAAAAGGCUCCACGAUUUAUUUUGAUAUCUUCUAUUUUGUAUAGUGCGGUAUGAGGGAUUUGAGGGCGGUUAUUACCAAAGCAACUGAAGAAAUGUGAGGAGUACACCAGCCAUUUUCUACCACUGCAGCUAUUUGUACCGAUUUUGUUUGUUUAGGGGGUUUCUUUAGGUUCGGGGGCACUUGUUAAAAGCACAUUUUGUACAGAAAGGAAAAGACACGUGUUCUUUUUCUUAUUUGGGUUUUGAAAUAUUUAAAAUAGGAAUUGUAAGAGUUUUUUUCUUGUAAAUAAUGGCAGGGACUCCUUAGCAGACAUGCCUUUGUGUAUCCAACAGAACAACCAUUCUUUUAACUCAUAAUGUUCUUUUAAUGUUAUAAAUGAAUCUUGUAUAUAAUGGAAAACUACUGAGAAAAAAAGGGUAAAUUGUUGCUUUCAACUGUGCUAUUUAGCUGGGUUGUAAUUUAAAAACUCUUAAGUUGAUAUAUUGAAAAUUUGAUAAACAAACUUUUAAGAGUCAGUGUGAUGAAUAUUUUCCUAUGAUAUACGUGUGAUAUUUUAGCCGAUCACUCAACCUAAGAGUCACCUUGAUGCAGCUGUGGUUGCUUUUUCCAGACAAAGUUGCACAUUAACCAGCUAGCAGCUAACUUUGUUCACCUGCAGUUUGGCACUUUUUGCCUAAAAGAACGAGCUGUAGGUUCACAGGUAGUUGGUGGGCUAGCCAGCAAUGCAUAUAUACUUAAUUCAUCCUCUCAGGUGUCCCGUAGCUCAGACAGAUAAUUAAAAUUGUUAUACUAAACAAUAUAAAUGAAUAUAAAAAUCUAACAGCUGUAGGAACAAAUUCUCUUCCAAAGGUAACUGCCAUUUUUACUUCUAAAAUAUUAGGGAGCGGGUAAAUAUUAUUGUCAAAUUUGCUCAUGACACUUUCCUCACAAAGUCGAUGUGCAGCUUUACAACAACAACAGCCCCCAAAGGCUAAAAACACAAUUCAUCUACAGACCUGGUAGUUGACUGUGGUUUUGGCCCUAUAUGUGACUUUUUGUUUUAUGUAACCUCACCCAUGUAUUAUGAAAGGGAAUUUUAUAUUUAUUUUGAGCUGUAUUUAUCAUAAAUUGUACAGCUUUUUUUUUGAGGUUUUAAACUUGAGCAGGGCUAUCCAACUCGACCAAUGACACGAACGUCUGCAACGAUCACCCGUUAUUACGUACACAUGAGAUUUUUCUGAAUUGUUUUUGUUCCAGUGCAGAUGAACAGCGCGUCUCAAGAGCCACACGGCACAAUUUGAGUUGAACUUGAAUGUAAGAAAUCGUUUGAGAGGUGAAUGUAGCUGUGUCCAUGCACAAUCAAAGAUCAUUAAAUGUGUGUAAUUUACUGUUAAAGUUACUGAUAAAUGUUAUAAAGAAGAUUCUAUGAGCAAUUCAAAACUGUAGAUAAUUUCAGCCUCGGCACAAAAGCCUCACAGAACAGAAACAACAAAAGGUGUGUAAAGUUUGAUUUAUUUUGUGAUCUCUUAUUUAUGGGAUGUACUGUUUGUAAUUUUGAACUGACAAUAAACCAUGUUUGCCACGA